GGUUAGUCUGUGAUGUCAAAACAGCUGAUGUGCAGCGAUACCGUUGGAUUUUUCGGCGGCUCAUGGAACGGCCACACAUUGGCUUGUUUACCUAUAAAAUCUGUAAUGCAUUGAAAGAACUAACGGAAAGGAUGAUUCGCUUACGGCAAGCAAUUUGUGAGCAGCUGCCGCAUCUCAAGAAUGCCUGCUAUGCCCUGGAGGUGCCUGUCAAGAAACAACAGCUACAGAAUAGCCGACGUCCAACUGUGGAGUGGAUUCUGCCCUCUGCGUUUGCGCAACAGGAGGUGGAACUACUGGACUCAUUGAAGAAGCGCAGAUUCGAGGCCUAUGUGGAAAACGUUCGGAUUGUACCUAGCGCUGGGCGCAGUGCAGCCAAAAUCGAGUUUCAGCUGCAGCCACAGGUCUUUGUAGAACAGCUCCUCCAAACUAAAGAGAUUGCUUUACAUCCUUCGCCCUUUGCUGCGGAACACAUAGUGGUUGAGUACAGCUCGCCCAACAUAGCCAAACCCUUCCACGUGGGCCACCUGCGCUCCACAAUCAUCGGCAAUGUUCUGGCCAACCUGCAUGAGCAUUUGGGCUACCGCACAACACGGUUGAACUAUCUGGGGGAUUGGGGCACGCAAUUUGGACUACUGGUAUUGGGAGUUCAACUGCUGAAUGUAAGCGACAAAGAGAUGCAACUAUCCCCAAUAGAAACGCUGUACAAAUCCUACGUGGCCGCCAACAAGGCUGCUGAACAAAGACCUGAAAUCGCGCAACAGGCGAGGGACCUCUUCGCCGCCUUGGAAGGAGGAACGGAUAAAUCAAUGGCCAAGAAAUGGCAGCAAUACAGAAACUACACUAUAGAGGAUCUAUCCAAAGUCUAUAACAGAUUGGGCGUUCACUUCGAUAGCUACGAAUGGGAAUCCCAGUACUCCCAGCAGCAAAUUCAGGAUGUUCUGGACAAACUGCGAAGCGCUGGACUCCUCCAGCCGGAGCACGAUGGUCGUGAGAUUGUCGUGGUGGACGGCCGACGCAUUCCUGUGAUCAAGAGUAAUGGAUCCACUUUGUACCUGGCCAGGGACAUAGCUGCCCUGCUGGAGAGACUCUCCAGGUUCCAGUUCUCACGCUUGCUCUACGUCGUGGACAAUGGUCAAGCGGAUCAUUUUAAUGCCCUUUUUAAAACAACGGCAGCCCUGGAUGACCGCCUAAGUCUGGAACAGCUGCAACAUGUGAAAUUUGGACGCAUUUAUGGGAUGAGCACUCGUCAGGGAAAGGCAAUCUUUCUAAAAGAUGUCCUAGAUGAAGCACGAGACAUAAUGCGGGAAAAGCGAAACAUAAGUGCCACUACCAGAGAAAAUUACAAUCUGGAUGAUGAACAUGUAUGUGAUAUUUUGGGCGUGUCAGCCGUCCUGGUCAAUGUCCUUAAGCAGCGAAGGCAACGAGAUCACGAGUUCAGCUGGCAGCAGGCACUCCAAGUAAAUGGUGACACAGGAAUCAAGCUUCAAUACACACACUGCCGCCUGCACAGUUUGCUGGAUAAUUUCCGAGAUGUAGAUCUGGACGACAUUAAGCCCGACUGGAAGCAUUUCUCUACGGAGCCUGCGGAUGCUUUGGAUCUGCUCUACGCACUGGCACGUUUCGAUCAAAGCGUUUGGCAAUCGAAGGAACAACUGGAGGCUUGUGUCCUUGUCAACUAUCUCUUUGGAUUGUGCAAUGCCACCAGUCAAGCGCUGAAAAGAUUGCCUGUGAAACAAGAGUCCAGCCUAGAGAAGCAACUCCAACGCCUGCUUCUUUUUCACGCUGCCAAAAAAACACUGCGACACGGAAUGGAGCUCCUUGGCCUGCGUCCACUGAACCAAAUGUAGACCAAUUAGACCUAAGGCACCGCAGUUAACACAAUUUAUAUUUAUUAAAACACUUCGCUAUAAAAUGCAGCCUAGUGUUGCAGAUGCACGUGCCCGUCUAGCGCUUCUUCCACGUGUACUUGCGGCGUGCUCCUUCCUGCCCGAACUUCUUACGCUCCCGACGGCGAUAGUCACGUGUCAGCAGGCCGGCUGCAACAUAAAUAGCAAUUAGUGGCAAUAAGUCAACUGCUGCGGCUGCAUAGGAGCCUCAUUCACUUACCCAGACGCAUUGACUCAAUCAUCUCUUGAUCGACAAAGCUGCGCAAACUCAUGGCGAUGCCCCAGCGGAUGGCUCCAGCCUGACCGGAAGGUCCGCCUCCCUCGACGUUGGCCUCCACAUCGACUUUGCCCAGCAGCUCGCUAAAUUGCAGCGGGAAGAGCAGCUGGAAAAAAUCGAGAUAACGAAUCGGCGAAUGAGAAUGGUAUAAUGUCGUGGCCGUUAGAUGUCAAGUUCGAGCGCCCGAGGCAGCCAUUGUACGGAUGAUCUCUCUGUAUUCAAAUGACGCUGCGAUAGCGCUUCCUGUACAACAAUGCCGAUAGAUAAUGGCGGAAUGGUUAGCCAAAUUAAAUGUCUCUCGGCCGCGGCCACUAAACUGCAACAGAUUGUUGCAUGUCCGUCUGGCAAUUAGUGGACUCGUCAAUCGAGUGGGUGGGAGCUGAAAGGUUCGUCUGCCGGGCUAGGUGUGAUGCAAAUUAUAAGCGCAUUAUAGCAAUGCAUCAAGACCGGAUAAUUGCGGAGCCGCGGGCAUGUUCAGCACGCGCUAUCCCGUUAAUAGGUUGAAUAAUAGUUGGCUUUACGUAAUUAGUCGAGUUCUUUUGAGAGUCAAUUAAAGAAGGUUGAGUAACGCAAAAAGCUACUUUU
Messenger RNA from Drosophila melanogaster (fruit fly), 2748 nucleotides. RefSeq names its product Arginyl-tRNA synthetase, mitochondrial (gene ArgRS-m). NCBI's taxonomy places the organism in Eukaryota, Metazoa, Arthropoda, Insecta, Diptera, Drosophilidae. The coding region runs from base 63 to 1847 and encodes 594 amino acids. The transcript has 5 exons. Gene Ontology annotation, biological process: tRNA aminoacylation for protein translation; arginyl-tRNA aminoacylation; translation. Gene Ontology annotation, molecular function: ATP binding; aminoacyl-tRNA ligase activity; nucleotide binding. The record is from RefSeq and is marked reviewed.